Merops nubicus (carmine bee-eater) is the source of this 4483-nucleotide messenger RNA. RefSeq names its product myosin IXA (gene MYO9A). Gene Ontology annotation, molecular function: microfilament motor activity; GTPase activator activity. The record is from RefSeq and is a predicted model, not a curated record. The annotation marks the transcript as partial. The transcript is spliced from 19 exons. Lineage: Eukaryota; Metazoa; Chordata; Aves; Coraciiformes; Meropidae. Gene Ontology annotation, biological process: intracellular signal transduction.
GUUUAGAGCUUUGAAAGAGCAGCGAUUAAAAAAGAUGCAGCUGGACAACAGCCUGUCAGUCAGAGAAGAGGACGGCCUGGAGGCAGAUGAAGCUUUGGGGAUCAAGGGCUCUGACCCAUCUAAGUGGGAGGACAACUCGUUUGAAGAGCGAGUGAGAGCUGUAGAGGAACAUAAAUCACUGAUGGAGAACAGUCGGGUCAAUCACAUGGACCCACUGGAUCCCUCUGCAAAUUUAUUGUACAAAAGGCACGAGAGAGCCAGUAGCCAAAGCGGGGUGUACACCGAAGAGGAGGUGGUUGUGAGAGAGAGGCCCAAGUCACUGGAGGAUCUCAACCAGAAAAAAGUGGUCCGUGCAAAAAGAGAAAGCCGGAGGAUGCGAGAACUGGAACAGGCAAAAUUCAGCUUGGAGCUGCUCAAGGUUCGGUCCACCAGUGGGCUGUCCCCUUCAGAAGAGCGACGGUGGUCCACCGAGCUCGUGUCUGAGGCACUCCAUUCCCCUCAGGGAACCCCGGAGAGCGAAAGCUCUCAAGGGAGCUUUGAGAUGUUAAGCUGUGAAGAUACCCCAAGUAAUAAACUCGUUCCCUUCGUUUUAGACGAGCAAGAUGCGCAGUCGUUGGCCGCUGACUCCUUGCCUAACAGUCCCCAGGCUCCUCUGCAGAAGUCUUUCUGUGCAGCAAAUGUGAACAGCAAUUUACCUGUUUCCAGAAGGAUGCCUUCAGACUUGGAACUACCUGAUAGCCUCAACAUGAAGGAGCGCGUGGUCUGUGACCCCCAGACCCUCAUAUACAAGGCGCAUCCAAGAGAAACCUUCCUUUCCAGCAAUCUGCCUACCUUCUACAUCCCACCACAAGACAACCUGAAGGUGAAGCUGAUGGAGAACAACCUGAGGAACAAAGCAGUGGAAAGAGGAGAGAGGACAGUUACGUUUUCUGAGGGCAGGAAGGAUUCUGAGCCAGACCAGAGCGGAGCCUUGAGAAGGGAGGAAGAGGAGAAGUCCUCUCCCAAGAGAGGGGAACGUGGGACAGCACCUGCGACACGGGCCCAUUCUCCUGACUCUGUCAUCGAGAGACUGGAAAAGCUCAACGUGGAGAAGGAGGAACGGCAAAAGCAGCUUCAGCUGCAGAACGAAAGGGAGAUGAUGGAGCAGAUCCGCCAGCAGAAGGAAAUCCUGGAGAGACAACGCAAAGCCUUUGAACAGCAAGGGAGAGUGGAGGCUUUGCAGAGGGCUGAGCAGAGCAGAACGAAGGACCCCUCCUUCAAGGCAACCAAAAAAUCAGACAGCCGGCCUCAGUCGGUCCUCAUCCUGCACCCCCAGAGCCGAGGGGAGCACAGCCCCACCAUGGGUGGGACUCCAACCUCAUCGGUGGACAUCAAAGGUCUCACCGUUGGGCCCAGAGGAAGCUCUCCAGCCCGCAGUGCCCCCAAAGACAGACCUGUCAGCAUGUUCAUGGAGCGACGAGAGGGUCAGUCAGGAUCGACGCUGGAACCCCAGGGCCAUUCCAGACUGGCUCUGGACCCCAGGGACCUCUCGGGCAGCCACUUCUCCAGGACGGAGCGCCUCCGGCAACCCCGAAUGCCCAACCAGGCUGCUGAGGAGACCAAGGCAGGCACCAUGUUCUUCACGCCAGAGGACAAUCCAUUUGGCCUACACAGAGAAGCAAAUCAAUGCCUUUCCAAGGGUGAACUAGCCAGGAAACAGUUUAAGAUGCCAGGCUCUGGCAGAGGAGAGGUUCCCAGACCGAGCCAUAAAAAGAAAGCCCGCAUGGCGCGGACACGCUCCGAUUUCUUGACUAGAGGCACUUUUGCUGAUGGGGAGGGGGACACGGAGGAAGAUGAUUACGAUGGCAAUUUUGAGUUCCUCCUCUCCUCUGAGCAACCUCCUCACCCUGAGGAGGUGCCUGCAGCCUGGCUGGGGCAAGCCUGUUACAGUGACUCCGAAAUGACAGUGCAGAGACUCACCUCUGGAGAAGGCCAAACAAAACUGCACAAAACCAUGUCUCAGGGGGAGAUCGGGAAGCUGGCAGCCACGCAGAAGAAUCUGACUCCAGAUGGGAGGCCUCAGCGAGCCAAGAUGAGGUUCUGGGUGAAGGGAAAGCAGGGGGAGAAGAAGACUUCACGGGAGAAGCUUGCUACCCAGUCUGAGCUGCUGGAGCUGUAUGCAGAGCAAGAAGCCCCAGGCCGGGAGGUGAUUUCUGGCUUGCAGCUAGGUGAAGACUUGGGUCCUCACCACUUGACCCCUCCACGGAGUCCUGAGCUGUCUGGUAUCUACCGACGGGAGUUUAAGGAGAACAAGGAGCCCUCUCCCAAAGUGAAACGCAAGCGCAGCGUGAAGAUCAGCAACGUGGCCCUGGAGCCCAUGCAGUGGCAGAACGACUCCCUGCAGAUCAUAACCAGUGCUGGUGACUUGAAGAGCAUGGACGAGUUUCUCUUGAAAAAGAUGAAUGAACUGGAUAAUGAGGACAGCAAGAAGGACACACUGGUGGAUGUCGUCUUCAAGAAAGCAUUGAAGGAAUUCCGACAAAACAUCUUCAGCUUCUACUCCUCAGCAUUGGCGAUGGAUGAUGGGAAAAGCAUCCGCUAUAAGGACCUCUACGCCUUAUUCGAGCAGAUUCUGGAGAAGACCAUGAGGCUUGAGCAGAGGGACUGGAGUGAGUCUCCAGUUAAAGUCUGGGUCAAUACCUUCAAAGUCUUCCUGGAUGAAUAUAUGAUAGAAUACAAACCUCUGGACUACACCACGGUGAAGGUGCCAAAAACAGAACGAAAAAAGAGAAGGAAAAAGGAAGUGGAUGUGGUGGAAGAGCACAAUGGUCACAUUUUUAAGGCGACCCAGUACAGCAUCCCCACCUACUGUGAAUAUUGUUCCUCCUUGAUCUGGAUAAUGGACAGGGCUUCUGUUUGUAAAUUAUGUAAAUAUGCUUGUCACAAGAAGUGCUGUCUUAAAACCACGACCAAGUGCUCCAAGAAGUAUGAUCCCGAGCUCUCACCUCGGCAGUUUGGCGUGGAGCUCUCACGGCUGACCAGCGAGGACCGAGCAGUGCCGGUGCUGGUGGAGAAGCUCAUCAACUACAUUGAAAUGCACGGGCUGUACACAGAGGGCAUUUACAGAAAGUCAGGGUCCACCAACAAGAUCAAGGAGCUGCGGCAAGGACUUGAUACAGACAUUGAUAAUGUGAAUUUAGAUGACUACAACAUCCAUGUCAUCGCCAGCGUGUUCAAGCAGUGGCUCCGAGAUCUGCCCAACCCUCUCAUGACCUUCGAGCUCUACGAGGAGUUUCUGCGGGCGAUGGGCCUCCAAGAGAGAAAGGAGACAGUGCGGGGAGUGUAUUCGGUCAUCGACCAGCUCUCCCGCACCCAUCUCAGCACCCUGGAGCGCCUCAUCUUCCACCUGGUGAGGAUUGCCCUCCAAGAAGAGACCAAUCGCAUGUCAGCCAACGCCUUGGCCAUCGUCUUUGCUCCCUGUAUCCUCCGCUGCCCCGACACGACAGACCCACUACAGAGUGUCCAGGACAUCAGUAAAACAACCACUUGUGUAGAAUUAAUCGUCAUCGAGCAGAUGAACAAAUACAAGGCCCGUCUGAAGGACAUCAACAGCCUGGAGUUUGCAGAGAACAAAGCCAAGAGCCGCCUCUCCUUGAUCCGCAGAUCAAUGGGCAAAGGACGCGUGCGACGCGGGGCCUACCCCAGCCCGACAUCUCCCGUCGCCGUGCGCUUGCCCUCGGUGACAGAUGUCCCCGAGGAGACCAUGAGCAGCGAGGAAGCCAUGGAGAUGGAGGUGACAGAGCAGCAGCAAGUGGCCAUGCAGCAGGAGGAGAAGGUGCUGACUGAGCAGAUUGAGAGCCUGCAGAAGGAAAAGGAGGAGCUGACAUUCGAGAUGCUGACGCUGGAGCCCCGCGCCUCCGAUGAUGAAACCCUCGAGUCUGAAGCCUCCAUCGGCACUGCCGACAGCUCCGAAAAUUUGAACUUUGACUCCGAAGGAGCCAUCUCCGAUCGCUCGGAGAGAAGCGUAGCACUUACCUCCCUGCGUCCCACCAAGGCGGAGGGGCCAAGCCGGCUACGAAGACACCCCAGGCCACGGCCCGACCCAAUGGACCCAGCUGAGCCCACCAUCUUCUUCUCUUCCUCUUCCUCCCAAUCGUCCACUUCCUGCUUGCCCCACCUACCCCGGAAGCGCUUCCAGAUGUACUCCAAAUCGCCUUUCUACAGAGCGGGGGGAUCUGGAGAACCCCCCGAAACCCGAGCGAGCCCCGAGGGCUUUGUGGGACCUCUUCGGUAUCCUGAGGACCGGCCUCAGUUCACCACCCGCGGGACGUUCAACCCGGAGAAAGGGAAACAGAAACUGAAGAGCGUGAAAACCUCCCCCCCAAAAACCAAAGAGCCUCCAGAUGGGGGGACAGGGGGGGGACCCUGCAAGAGGAACCCCGAGGCUGACUGCGCCACCACCCAACCCCUCGUCCUCCUGGGGAGCAACGAGUUCAUGGUGUGA